This is a messenger RNA of Chara braunii, 2199 nucleotides long. Lineage: Eukaryota; Viridiplantae; Streptophyta; Charophyceae; Charales; Characeae. The record is from the annotation of a GenBank genome assembly.
UUAUGUCCGUCUGUUGGAACAUUGCCCAUGACCUGGGAUCAGAUGAGCGAAUCGGCAAAAGCAGGUGAGAGUGCGGAAGGUUUUGUGCAUGAAGGGCAGUCGAAGCAGAGUGUCAAACCGGCAAUGCACAAGGCUAGGAGAUCGGCUCCUCUUUCUGUAAGUGACGUUAUGUUUGGGACGUUGAAAACGGAUCCUACCCCUGGGCAAGCAACGGAUUUACUCACAGGUGCAACACAGGCCAGCUUGGGGUUGUUGGCAUUCUACAGGGGAAAGAAAACACGGACGAGCUCAAGGGCUGGUGGUAAUUUGGUGAAAGCGUUCCGGGAGAAGAGCAGAGAAGUUAGGAAGGGCAUUCUGACAGUGAACCCGAAUCCUGCAGAAUCUACAGAAAUGGUGCGUCGUAGGGGUAAAGAGCGGUUAGCUCCUCGAAAGAAGUGCAUGACAUCCCUGAAGAAAGUCAUUAUGAGGGAGAGGAUGCAGAAAUUAAAGAAUGUGCGAAUAGAGCGGCAACAGGAUCGAGCAGGUGGAGAAGCUGGACGACAAGUUUGUGGUGAUCUGGAAGGGAAAGAAGUCGACGAAAAGUUCAAUGGAUCGAGAGAAGGGGAAGGAGGAGUGGUUGGGAGAGGAGGAGGAAGGGGAGAAACAGGCGGAGGAAAUGAUGAGGGAACAGUGCGUGCAACAGAGACUGCAAAUGGUCCAGAUGCGCAUGCUGUUGAUCACCAGGGUAGGGGUAGAACUGAGAUGAUGGUAGGGACAAUAAAUGUGGUUCAUUGUAGAAGCCACCAUGGAAGCAAAGGGACAGUGAGGUGGAUGGAGGAUAGCUCGGAGCUUGCCACUGCCCAGGCAAGUUCGGCACAGACUUGCCUGAGUGAGAAUGCUCAGGGAAAGGAGGACACCGUGGAAUGGGGACUUUCCAGCAGUGGUGCCACAUUGAUUGCAUCUUAUGAUGUCGACUGCUGCAAAGGCGUACACUCACGCCAAAGUACUGAUUCGCAUGAAAGGGCCGCAGUCACAGCAUGUGGGCAAUGGGAUGGGAAGCCUGGAGCACCUGCUGGGGACGCACACGAGGAGGUUGAUGAAACCGAUAGUCGGCUCUUGAAUUCCGCUGGCAUUUGCAUGAAAAUUGGCAGCAGAGGAGCUAUCCGAACCCAGAUGGUCAGGAAGAUCAAUGGACCUUGCACGUCGCCUGGUGGCUUGGAUUGUCUGGUGAGUAGUUGUACUCGAACUGGAGGAGAAUCACAUGGAGAGGGGGAAGGGGUGGGGGCAAUUCAUGGUCGCCGUUGCCGAGCUCAGAGAACCGUUCAAGACAGGGAAGAAGUAACAGAGGAAGCAGGCGAAGGAGGAGGGUGUACAUGGAAGGAGAGUCAGAUUACAGACACUAGUAGCCAAAAUUUUGCGGUGAAAAGCGGCUCUAGAGCUCUGGGAACUGGAUGUGCUGAUGGGCUGCUAGUAGGAGUGGGCGAUCACGUCGUCGGAAGCGUUGCAUCUGAUGAGGAUAAGAACUGUGAACUUGAGGAAGUAGAUAAGUGCAUGCCAAAGGCUGUAAAGAAAACACCGCCAACAUUCAUCGGGCCUGAUGUUACCAUAAGAUACUGCAAGCAGAUAAUAUCAAAGGAGUUGAACGACGUAUGUAUUGCAGUGUUGAAGGAGUUGCAGCGGCUGCAGGAGCGAAUGCAACUGAGAGACCCUGUAAAGGCGAGAAGCAAGCGGCGAUAUGUGAUUGGCUUUCGUGAGGCUGCGAUAGCGGUUAAGUUAAAGCGUGCGAAGGCAGUCAUUGUCUCUCCCAACAUCGAGGAGAUCACAUCGGAAGGUGGCUUAGACUGCAAGCUGGCCAGUAUUCUGGAGCAAGCAGCUUCUCAUGAAAUUCCAGUGGUGUUCGCACUUACGAGGGGAAAGAUAGGCAAGGUGUUUGGAAAGCGGGUCCGGAUGAGCAUUGUUGCGAUCUGCGACUAUGACGGAGUGAACGAAGCCUUCAAGAGAAUGGUGUCCAUUGCCAAGCAAGGUCAAGAGGAGUGGAAAGCAGUACAUGAAGAACAGCAGGAUAGAGAUCUGACUGAGUAGAGGUAAGGGUAGAGAAAUGAUCAUGUAAGAUAGCACAGGCCUUGUGUAGUUCUUGUGAGGCAGAAGAGCUGUAUGACCUGUAAAUGCUCCACCUUAACUUCCAUAUAUGAUAUUAGGAAAUCAACCUUUCACAUGGUC